CUUAAAUCAAUAUAUAAUAUGGUAUUCAAUAUUCUAAUCCUUCUAUUGGGGUUGACUUACUCAUAAGAAUGUUAACCAUAUGGAAUUAGAUUAUUUUUAGGACAUUACUUUAGUUAUUUGAGGAAUACUUAAGAUGUCAUAAGGAUAGUUUUCAACACCAAAGUAUAUAAAACUUAUAAAUUUAUAGUAAGAAUGCAAAGAGUAAUUCAUACUGGAGUUGUAAGAAAACUUAUCAAGUGAAAAAUUAAUGAUAUCGUCGAUGACUUACUAUGAAACACAAUUAUUAAACAUGACAAAAAUAUAUGAAAAGAAUUUGACUACAAAUUUUACUUAUGAGACUUAUAUACAUACAUUUAAGAUUGGUUUUGGUAAUAUCAAUAUCGAGGAUUCCACAUCAUACAAUUACACAAUAAUUUCUAAGGUAAACUCAAAUUAAUAUGGCCCAUAUAAAUUUGAUGUUCCAAUGUCAGAAAGUGAAUAAAAAAUAUUAGUUUUUGGAGAUAUGGAUUCAAACUGGGUAUAAUUUUAAUCAAAGGACACAUUUGAUUGGCUAGAGAAUGAGGUAAAAUAAGACAAACGAUAUGAUACUAUUUUAUUUACAGGAGAUAUGGCAUAUGAUUUAGAAUCUAAGAAUUGUUAAUAGGGAGAUAAUUGGCUCAGAAAUAUUUCAACAUUUACAAGUAGAUAUCCCUUCAUGGCUGCAUUUGGAAAUCAUGAUUGGGGAAAUAAUACUUUUUUUGAUUUCUUUAGAGCUAAUUUUGGUACUUUAUAUUUAAAAGAAUACAACACUGAACACUAUCUUAAUGAUUUCUUUAGCUUUGAUGUAGGGAUGGUUCAUUUUAUACAGUUCAAUCCAAUAAAAAUAGUUUAUAAAAAUGACCCUUAUAAUAUCACUCCUUUAAUAGUAGAAUAGAUGAGAAAUGAUUUAAUUUUGGCUAAUUAAAAUAGAGCGAAAGUUCCCUGGAUUAUUGUUUACACUCAUUAUCCAAUAUAUUGUACAGUUCCUAAAAAUGAUCAAUGCAUAAACAAUUUUAAAUAUUUAUCUGCAUUUGAAGAUCUUUUUGUAGAAUUCAAAGUGGAUCUUUAUUUAAGUGGACAUGUACACACAUACUAAAGAAAUAAACCUUAUUAUUAAAAUGCUACAGCAAAUUAUGAAUAAAUAGAUGAUGUCAUUUCAUAGUAUAAAUAUCCUGUGUAGAUUAUCGAAGGUGCUGCAGGUACAGAUUAUGGAGAAUAAAAUUAGACUUAUCCAGAUGCACCAUUCAUAGAAAUUCAGAAUCCUGAUCAUGGUGUGGGUAUUAUUACUAUUAAAAAUUCAACUCAUUUACAUUUUCAACAUGUAACUGUUUCAAAUAAUAAAAUUAUUGACUCUAUAUGGCUAGAUCGUUCUAGCUAUCAAUCAACAUCAAAAAGUCAAGGUUUCGAGAUUUCUAUGUGGAUAAUCUUUGGUUUGUUAAUUUUAAUUACUGGGAUUUCAAUAUAUUUUAAAAUCCAUCAAGGCAAGAGAGUCAAAAAAAAUAUAUUGGGCGAUACAUUAACUAUGGUUGUCUCUUGAUUGUUUG
This is a messenger RNA of Paramecium sonneborni, 1562 nucleotides long. The record is from the annotation of a GenBank genome assembly. NCBI's taxonomy places the organism in Eukaryota, Ciliophora, Oligohymenophorea, Peniculida, Parameciidae.